AUGGAGGCUAGGAAGGUAGUCGAAAACGUCCAGUGCAUCAACGGAGGACUCACCUCGGUUGGCACCUUGCGCUUGACCGAUUUCCACCUUGUCUUCUGCGCGCCACCACCUCCUCUCAAGAAUCAAACCGCCGAUCAAGCCGAUAAACCUCCCCCGAAACCUCGAGAAUCAUGGAUCACCUAUCCUAUUCUAUCGCAGUGCAUACUCCGACUCCUGCCUCCAACCCAUGGCAUCCACAGCUCUAUCCGCAUCCGCUGUCGUGACUUCAUCUUUGUCACGUUCAACUUUGAGGACAAUAACGUCGCUCGGGACGUCUUUGAGUUUGUGAAGCUCAGAACUUGCAAGCUGGGCACCAUCGAGAGGCUCUUUGCUUUCAGCCACAAGCCCUCCAAGGCCGAGCGACAGAUCAAUGGCUGGAGCAUCUACGACCCCAAAGCCGAGUUCCGGCGCCAGGGCAUUAGCGAGAAGUCGUCGGACAAGGGAUGGAGAAUCACCAAUAUCAACAAGGACUUUACUUUCUGCGACACUUAUCCCGCCGUUCUGGUGGUCCCCUCUUGCAUCUCAGACAACGUUUUGAAAUAUGCCAAGGAGUAUCGUUCUAGACACAGAAUUCCGGCCCUGAGUUACAUUCACGCAGACAAUAACUGUACUAUCACCCGCAGCUCGCAGCCUCUCUCAGGCAUUACCAGGAAGAACAAUGUGCAAGACGAGAAGCUCGUAUUGGCUUCAUUUGCACCCAUCAUGCCCCGAAGCAGCAUUGACCAAGACCAGCCUCCUCGCCUGAGCCAGUCAGAUAUCUCUGAAAAGUCGUCCACAGAUGGAGAGCUCUCUGAGCAGAUUGUCGCAGACGAUGAGCCCAAGAUGUUUGAUGAAAACGGCAAACGCCUCAUCUAUGGUGCCCAACAAGCCAACAUGAUUGUCGACGCCAGACCUACUGUGAAUGCUAUGGUCAAUCAGAUUGGAGGAAUGGGGUCAGAGCCCAUGGACCGCUACCCAGGUGCCAAGAAAGCCUUCAUGAACAUCGAGAACAUCCAUGUGAUGAGAAAGUCGUUGGAGAGCGUUAUGCUUUGUCUCAAGGAUGCCGACCUGUCUCCUCUAUCUCCCGACCAGAACGCCCUGGCUGCAACCAACUGGCUGAAACACACGCAAGCUGUUUUGAAUGGAGCUGAUAUCGUCGCCAAGCAAGUAUGGCUGAAGCAAUCACACGUCCUCAUUCACUGCUCCGAUGGCUGGGACCGAACCAGUCAGCUUAGUGCUCUUGCACAGAUCAUGUUGGACCCUUUCUUCCGAACUAUCGAAGGGUUCAUUGUCCUUGUCGAGAAGGACUGGCUUGCCUUUGGCCAUAUGUUUAGGCUUCGAUGUGGCCACCUGAACCACGAGGACAACUUCAAGGUCCAGAACGACUCGAUGGCAGGCUCAACCAUUCAGCCUGGAGAGAAUGACGGCCGCGCAGAUGCCUUCCAGAACGUCUUCACUGGUGCCAGGCAGCUGUUCAAUCCCAGCAAGGAGGACAAGGCUGAACUCGAUGCCAUUACCGAAGGCUCUACCGGAAAAGUCGCGAAAGACGAGGCUACUGUUCCUAAGAUGGUCAGCCCUGUGUUCCACCAAUUUGUGGACUGCGUCUAUCAGCUUCUCCGCCAGAACCCAGCCAAAUUUGAGUUCAACGAGAGAUUCCUUCGUCGACUAAUCUAUCAUCUCUACUCCUGUCAAUAUGGUACCUUCCUCUACAACUCCGAGAAGCAAAGACACGAGGCUCGAGCCUCUGAGCGCACUUCUUCGGUCUGGGACUACUUCUUGUCCCGCAAGCCAGAGUUCACCAACAAGGACUAUGAUCCGACCUUCGAUGAGUAUGUUAAGGGCCGCAGCCGCAUCAUAGUGCCUGAUAUGAGCAACAUCCGCUGGUGGCACCAACUCUUCAAUCGGACCGACGAGGAGAUGAACUCGCAUCUCAACGCUGUGGCGACCGCUGCAGCCAACAGAGCCACGGCCAUGAACGAGUUGCACCCAACUACGGAGGAUUCUUACGCAAAUAGCCAGCCUGGUACCCCGCCCCAAUCCACCGCAAGUCCCAAGCCGCCAUCUCUCCCUACCAGCCAGUCGGUUCUGGGAGGUGUAGAGAACACGCACACUACGUUGACGCCAAAUUAUCAAGAGCGACAGGCCCCCGUUCUGCGUCGGAGUGUGUCGGCAGAAAAUUCCAAUGCCUUCAGCGCAGUGAGGGAUGGAAUCGCUGGCUUGAACAUCGGCAAAAACGUCAGCGGAAUGCUGAACAAUCUGGCCGGACGUAACGCCAGUCCUGCUUCCACUUCGAGGGUUACAAGUCGCAGCGAGCAAGAGCUCCGGGAGAUGACAUAG
Messenger RNA from Colletotrichum fioriniae, 2355 nucleotides. RefSeq names its product phosphatidylinositol-3-phosphatase ymr1 (gene YMR1). Gene Ontology annotation, molecular function: phosphatidylinositol-3-phosphate phosphatase activity. Gene Ontology annotation, cellular component: membrane. Gene Ontology annotation, biological process: phosphatidylinositol dephosphorylation. Lineage: Eukaryota; Fungi; Ascomycota; Sordariomycetes; Glomerellales; Glomerellaceae. The record is from RefSeq and is a predicted model, not a curated record.